AUGAUUUCAUUCCAAAAAUCCGUUGUUCUUUUCUUUGCAUUUGCUUUAGUGGUCCUUAUGUUGGAAUCCGCAUCUGCAACUAGCAUCUCCUUCCGUGCGAUUGCUAAAAGAGGCAAAAAACCCAAACCCAUUUCCGAUACCAAUACCACCGUUGGCUUCACUCCCGUUCAUAUAGAAAAUGGAGUAUGGAUAGGUGAUACCAAAGGCGAUUGUACCUUCUACAGUAUCGGUCUUGGUGCUUGCGGUACAUAUAAUACCGAUGCUGAAAUGGUAUAUGCCAUGAAUUGGGAAAUGUUCGAUCAAGGAACACCUGCCGGAAAUCCAAAUAAUAACCCUAAUUGUGGUACAUUCGCUGAAGUUAGUCGUAAAGUUGGUAACAUAGUAAAGAAAGUUAUAGUUAAAUGUGUUGAUCGUUGCCAUGGUUGCCAAUUUGGUGAUGUCGAUUUGAGUUCUACUGCAUUUAAUCAACUUGGACACCCUGAUGAAGGUCGUUUUAAAGUUGAUGUCAAAUUUUUAGGCUCCAACGUCCCCGUCGCCUCCCCAACCCCUUGA
Diversispora eburnea is the source of this 552-nucleotide messenger RNA. The record is from the annotation of a GenBank genome assembly. NCBI's taxonomy places the organism in Eukaryota, Fungi, Glomeromycota, Glomeromycetes, Diversisporales, Diversisporaceae.